Durio zibethinus is the source of this 1385-nucleotide messenger RNA. RefSeq lists its product as uncharacterized. The record is from RefSeq and is a predicted model, not a curated record. NCBI's taxonomy places the organism in Eukaryota, Viridiplantae, Streptophyta, Magnoliopsida, Malvales, Malvaceae.
UGCCAAUUCCAGGUGAUAAUAUUCAUUUGCGCGCAAGUCAAAAUCUCAUAAAAAUAAAAUGAAAUGUCUACACAUUUCGCCCUACUUUUCUGUUUUUGUUCCUUAUUCCUCCUCCCAUUUACUUUGUCGCCAUACUUUUCCACUUCCCGUGUUCAUAUCAUUAUUUUUUAAUAAAAAAGCGUGGAAGUUUCCAGCGUCCCUACAACCAACCACCUCUAUAAAAGCCCGACCAAACCCACAUCCUUUAACCCACGUCUUAAUUUUUUCUCUGGUUGGCGCAAAGAUAAUUGAAAGGUUUGAUUUCGAGGUUUGGUUAACGAUGCAAGUCAUGAGUUCGUCACUGUCUUUGUCUCCCAGCUUUACCAUGUAUCAUGGAACCGGAUUUUCGGACAUCGAUGGUAACUUUACCCAUGAUUUUGGAGUUAAAUUACAGUUCGAAACCGACGAUCAAAACAAGGAACAAGAAGAGAAGACAAGCAAUCAGCCGGAAAUAGAUGAGGAAGAAGAAGAGGAAGAGGAAAACGAAGACGAAGAGUUUUCCUUUGUUUGUUUAAAUCCCGAUGGAUCCCCGAUUUCUGCGGACGACGUGUUCCAAAACGGUCAAAUCCGCCCGGUUUUUCCUUUAUUUAACCAAGAUCUACUCUCUGCGGACGAAGAUGGCCCUAUUUUGAAGUCCGAAGAGGGUGAAGUCUCUCUACGGCCUCCAUUGAGGAAGCUUUUCGUCGAAGAUUCACCGGCCACAACGUCAUCGAGCUCGUCUGAUCCGGUGGGACCGCACUGCGAGUGGAGGAGAGGUGGAAGAACCGUAGAGGAAACCUCACCGAACACGUGUAAGAAAAGCAACUCCACUGGGUUCUCCAAGCUUUGGAGGGUCAGAGAUUUGAUGCAUCGAAGUAGCAGCGACGGUAAAGACGCGUUCGUAUUCUUACACCAUCCGCCCUCUACCUCGUCGGUAAAAACUGAGAAGAAAAAUGAAAAAGAAGAGAAGAAUUUGAAGGUGAAAGAAACAGGAGAAAAACCAAUGGUGAAGAAAGAGAAGAGUGGUAAAACGGCGUCGCUGUCCGCUCACGAAAAGCUUUACGUUAAAAACAGAGCUAUGAGGGAAGGGGAUAAACGGCGGUCAUACUUGCCGUAUGGGCAGGUCGGAUUUUUUACUAAUGUCAACGGGCUGAGCAGAAAUGUUCAUCCGUUUUAGGUUUUUAAUUUAAUUAUAUCAUUAUUACUACUAAUUUUUAAUUUAAUUAAUUAAGUUGUUUAUGUAAAUCUUGGGAGUACAUGGUGUGAGUUUUAUUAGCGAUUUGGAAGGCGGCAAUAUAAAUCAAGAUUUCAAGGUGAUGUAUUCAACUUAUUCUUUUUUGUACAUAUAAAAUUUCUUAGCAGUCCAA